This is a messenger RNA of Erinaceus europaeus (western European hedgehog), 3937 nucleotides long. It is a transcript of the gene ZBTB7B, whose product is annotated as zinc finger and BTB domain containing 7B. The transcript has 3 exons. Gene Ontology annotation, molecular function: RNA polymerase II cis-regulatory region sequence-specific DNA binding; protein binding; DNA-binding transcription factor activity, RNA polymerase II-specific. Lineage: Eukaryota; Metazoa; Chordata; Mammalia; Eulipotyphla; Erinaceidae. The record is from RefSeq and is a predicted model, not a curated record. The coding region runs from base 645 to 2264 and encodes 539 amino acids. Gene Ontology annotation, biological process: regulation of transcription by RNA polymerase II; positive regulation of gene expression.
UGCCCAGCCCCCGAGGGCCCCAGCCCAGCAGAGGGAAGGAAGGAUCCGUCCAGCUCCCAGGGGGCUGUGGGGUCUGGAAGGCUGCCUCCCAGGCCCCCAUCUUGCCAUGUGCCCCGAAGGGCUGGGACCUGGGCACCUGUCAGGCCUGGCACAGACUGUCCAGGGUGCCCCUCCUCCCACUUCUGGCCACCACUGCCUCCUAUCCCCACCCCACCCUUCUUCCUUCUCCCAGUCCCACCUCCAGCAGCCUCUCCCAGUGCUCCUCCUCACCUCUGCCCUCCUGGACUGCCCCACUGCCUACCUUGCCUAGUACUCACCUUUUUCCCCUUUAAUGCUGCCCAGCUGGGCGGGGGUGGGCACAGCUGGGCACCAGGCACCCGUGGCCGAGGCUCUGGGCCCUCUCCCACGCUGCCAGUCCUCCAAUAACACCUCCCUCCAAGCCAGGGGGAGGGGGCAGCACCCUGAGGGUUAAGGCUGCAGGGGGGAGGGGCCGGGCAGGUCGUAGGCGGCCCCUUUGAAGGAGGGAGCUGGAGCGGGGGAACAGCCACCUUGCCUCCCCCUGCCUCCUCCCCCACCCCUCUUAGCUGGCUCCCCCCCAGGGGCCUCGGAGAGUUGCCGGCAGGUCCCCUGGAGCUCAGGAGAAGAUGGGGAGCCCUGAGGACGACCUGAUUGGGAUCCCCUUCCCAGACCACAGCAGUGAACUCCUGAGCUGCCUGAACGAGCAGCGGCAGCUGGGCCACCUGUGCGAUCUCACCAUCCGAACACAGGGUUUAGAAUACCGAACGCACCGUGCUGUGCUGGCUGCCUGCAGCCACUACUUCAAGAAGCUCUUCACCGAAGGUGGUGGGGGCAGCGCGGGACCCCCAGUAUCAGGGGCUGGGGCUGGGGUGUGUGAGCUGGACUUUGUUGGGCCUGAAGCGCUAGGCGCCCUGCUGGAGUUUGCCUACACGGCCACACUGACCACCAGCAGCGCCAACAUGCCCGCUGUGCUCCAGGCCGCACGGCUGCUGGAGAUCCCAUGCGUGAUUGCCGCCUGUGUGGAGAUCCUGCAGGGCAGUGGCCUGGAGGCGCCCAAUCCUGACCAGGACGACUGCGAGCGAGCCCGCCAGUACCUGGAAGCCUUUGCCACCACAGCCUCUGCUGCUGCUGCUGCUGCUGCCUCCUCCUCCUCAGGGGUCCCCAAUGGCGAGGACAGCCCCCCACCUGAGCCCCUGCUGCCCCUGCCACCCCCACCCAGGCCUGUAGCCCGCCGCAGUCGCAAGCCCCGCAAGGCCUUCCUGCAGACCAAGACUGCUCGGGCCAACCACCUGGCACCAGAGGUGCCCAGUGCACCUGCCCUCGCCCUGCCCUAUGACGAGGAUGAGCUGGCCAGCAGGGUGGGCAGCAGUGGCCUGGGGGACAGCUACAGCCCCCCUGUGGGCUCAGCUUCACCUGCUGAGGUACCACUGAGCUACGAACCUUAUGAGGGUGAGGAGGAAGAAGAGGAGCUGCCGUAUCCCACAUCCUAUGGGCUGGCGCAGGGCAGUGGACCCCCACUGUCCCCCGAGGAGCUGGGCUCUGAUGAAGACGCCAUCGACCCUGACCUGAUGGCCUAUCUCAGCUCGCUGCACCAUGAUGCCCUGACCCCUGGCCUAGACGGCCAGGACAAGCUGGUGCGCAAGCGCCGCUCGCAGAUGCCUCAGGAGUGCCCUGUGUGCCACAAGAUCAUCCACGGGGCGGGCAAGCUGCCCCGUCACAUGAGGACACACACCGGAGAAAAACCCUUUGCCUGUGAGGUUUGCGGUGUGCGCUUCACCAGGAAUGACAAGCUGAAGAUCCACAUGCGGAAGCACACGGGAGAGCGCCCCUACUCCUGCCCGCACUGCCCAGCCCGCUUCCUGCACAGCUACGACCUCAAGAACCACAUGCACCUGCACACGGGAGACCGGCCCUAUGAGUGCCACCUGUGCCACAAGGCCUUCGCCAAGGAGGACCACCUGCAGCGCCACCUCAAGGGCCAGAACUGCCUGGAAGUGCGCACUCGGCGCCGUCGCAAGGAUGACGCACCACCGCACUACCCGCCCCCAGCGGCUGCUGCGCCACCCACAGCAGGCCUCGACCUUUCCAAUGGUCACCUGGACACCUUCCGCCUCUCCCUGGCUCGAUUCUGGGAGCAGUCGGCCCCUCCUGGGGCCCCGGUGUCCACCGGGGGUCCCCCAGAUGACGACGACGAGGAGGGGACCCCCAGCACACCUCAGGCUGAAGGUGCCAUGGAGUCCUCUUAAGGGAAGGGGGGAAGCCGGGCUGAAGCGCAAGACAGGGACCCCCAUGCCAAGCAGUGGGAGUGCAAGGGAUACCGGCAGGGCUGGGCUGGGGGUGCUGAGCUGCCCAGUCUCAGAAACCAGUCCCUCCCCAUACACCCCCUCAGCCUUCAUUGCAGUUCCAAGCUGAAAAGAUUUGGGGGCGCAGGCUUCCCAGAUUGGGGCGACCGCCCAAGGAGUGAUACAUAUAUUAUGUAUAUAUAUUACAGCUCUGUGUAAAGGUGGGGUUCCAGUCCUCAGCUGCUCCUGGGGAGUAGAAGCAAUAAUGUUCUGAUUUCUGGGGUCUCUCUUCGGCUUAUGCGGGUUUCUAAGGGGGUAGAGGGGGGCUUGGGACCAAAGCCUUGCUCCGCCUCUAUGCCCCCUGGGGUUUGGGCUACGUCAGGGGGUGAAGGCCUGCCCCUCCCUUCCGAGACCCCCCUCCUUCUCCCCCUUCCUGGUUUCAGUUCCCUUUUCCUGGCCGUGACUUAUGCAAAAAAGGGGGGCGGUGAAGGAAGGGUAGGUUGGGGAGCCAGGUGGGAGCCGGUAGGAGCGGGGACUGGACCUGUAAGGAAGGAGCCAUCCAGUCCCCUCCGCCCUGCUUCCAGCGGGGCGCUGAGUCACGGGGUCCCAGAGCUGGGGGGGGGGUGGGGGUGGCCUGAUUGGCGCGCCCGCCCCUGGGGGCAGCGGGGCCCGCCCAGCAGGGGAGCCGGCCCGCCUCUGCUCGCACCCGCCCAGAGUCCCCGGGCAGGGAAUGUCUUGUUCCCGCCGCUCCCCGCCCGGGGCCAGAGGGCAGGGCGGGCCGGCGUCCUACCCUCUCCUCCUCCCCGCCCAGGUGCGAGCCGCCGCCACCACGGCCCCUGACUCACGCCGCCCCCGGCUGGCGCUGAGUUGGGUGUGGGACCGGGGAGGCGGGGUGGGGGGUGGGGGGUGGUGGUGGUUGGGGGGUUUGGCAGGCGCCCCCUAGCGGCCAGCUCUCCCCACGCCCGACUUGGCGCUGGGUCGUCUGAUCUCCCCACCACCUUCCCACUCUUCUGCCCUUAGAGUUGAAUCCACCCUGGUUCUGUACAUAGCCUCAUCUGUUGGUCUUGUCAAAAUCUAGUCCGAUUUUUAACUACCCGAUUCUGUUGGGGGUGAAAGGGAUUCUCCUUUCACCCCCUUACUCGCUGGGUGCUGGACUCCCCACGCUAUGCGGCCUGGGCUUUGCCUUGCACUAUAUCCCCUCCCUGGCCUGGCGGCCCCUCCCUAAAAGGCGAAGGUUCAGGGGGGCCGGGUGCUCCCCUUCCAAGCAUCCCAUGCCCAUUUGCACAGCUGCCCAGGUACCCCCAAUAGUGGGGUGGGGGGGUCACAGGGAGGGGUAGCGGGACCAGUCCCUGUAUCUAUUUAAAAAGUGAUGAUGUGUAAUAUAUUGGGGUAGGAGGAGGCCAAGGUCUCCUUGGGCCUCAUCUUAGCAUUUCAGGUGAUGGGGGAGCCCAGAGCUGGGGAGUCCUGGGGCCUAGCCCAGGGAGUGAGGACAAUGUGGCCUCCCCCCUACCCCCUUGUGGCUUCUCUACUCAGUGCCUUAGGGGGGGAGGCCAUCCCCCUCACCUCUUCCCCUUUCCUUGUCUGCCCCCCCACCUUGGUGUAAGCGACAGGAAGAAAUAAUAAUAAUUUAAGAUUCA